UAUACCAUUACUCGCUUAACUGAGGCACCGGUGCCACAAACGUUACAGAUGAGUGAAUGCUGCAUCGAUUGUGGAUUCGGGACGCCAGGAAGAACAGAGUGUGCGCCUCUACAUGAAUGAAACUGAACGCCGGACUUCAUUCAUUCAUUCAACUUUUCGACAGAAUUUGACAGUGUUUGCCAAGCAUUACGUGUUAGCGUGCUCGACCAGGUGUACGUGUGCAUGUUUGUCCCUGUAGCUGGAAAUAUUUGCUUGAAAGUGUGUGCACUUGUCUGUGCGUGUGCAUACCCAACUCCAGCUGCAGCCGAGUGUGUGUGUAUGUGUGUGAAGAGACCCUGUGAGUCAUGUCAGUGUCAGUGAUCAUAAAGUGGGGAGGUCAGGAGUACUCCAUCAGUUCUCUGUCUGAGGAGGACACAGUGAUGGACCUGAAACAGUCCAUUAAGACCUUGACUGGGGUGCUGCCAGAAAGACAGAAACUACUGGGACUCAAGGUCAAAGGUAAACCUGCAGAGGAUGAGGUGAAGCUGGGCUCUCUGAAGCUGAAGCCUAACACCAAGAUCAUGAUGAUGGGUACCAGAGAAGAGAGCCUGGAAGAGGUUUUAGCCCCUCCGCCAGAGAAUGAUGAUGUGGUCAAUGAUUUUGACAUUGAGGAGGAGGUCAUUGAAGUGGAGAACAGAGAGGAGAACCUUGCUAAAAUUGCCCGCAGAGUGAAAGACUAUAAGGUGGAGGAGCUAAACCCUCCCAGAGAAGGCAAGAGGCUUCUGGUACUGGAUGUGGACUACACACUUUUUGAUCACAAGUCGUGUGCAGAGACGGGUCAGGAGUUGAUGAGACCAUACCUUCACGAGUUUCUGACAUCAGCCUAUGAGGACUAUGACAUUGUCAUCUGGUCUGCUACAAGUAUGAAGUGGAUUGAUGCCAAAAUGAAAGAACUUGGAGUGACAGACAACCCCAACUACAAGAUCUCAUUCAUGCUGGACAGUGCAGCCAUGAUCACUGUACACACCCCUAAAAGAGGGGUUGUAGAGGUGAAGCCCUUGGGUGUGAUAUGGGGGAAGUAUGGAGAAUUUUACAACAGGAAGAACACCAUUAUGUUUGAUGACAUCGGACGAAACUUUCUCAUGAACCCACAGAAUGGGUUGAAGAUUCGACCCUUCAUGAAGGCCCAUCUUAACAGGGAGAAGGACAGGGAGCUGUAUAAACUUGCUCAGUACCUCAAAGAAAUCGCCAAGCUUGACGACUUCACUGGACUCAACCACAAACAUUGGGAGAGGUACCUAUCCAAGAGGCAGCACCACUGAGGAGGGACUACAUCCUUGAGGCCAGCAUCCCUUCAGCUAGUUCUCACGCACAUACACACUGACUUGGCUACUAUGAGUCCUUCAUUUUAAACCCUGCUACAAAUCCUGCAGCUACCAACACUCAAAAGGACUGACACAGGCUUCCCAGUUUAUAUAUUUGCAUGUUAUCUGUCUCUUCUGGAUCUUGAUAAUUUUUUUUUUCCAAAUAUUGUUUACAUUUACUAAAAUGACAAUGGCAGUUACUGGGUGGGUUAAAAAAAAACUAAUCACAUGCAGCUGAAGCUGAAGCCACACACUACAAGCCACCACAACCCACAAACUCAUACGCCAGUCCUGUAUUUAAAAUACAUUUUGAAGUCCACAGUUAAACGGUACCUGAAAAUACUUGAGAUCUUUUGAAGAUAGGCAUAUGCUGCUGUGACUGUCUAGGAAGCUGAGAUGUUAGUUUGAAUGAGAAAUUCAACAAGAGGAAAUGCAUAUACCCACAAUAUAGGCAAGUAAGGCAGCAGGCAGCAAGUAUGGUAAGUCCAUUUUGUGCAAGUUGUAGCAAAGAAGUAAAGUGAAAAUCUGGAAUGGCAGGAUGUGUUGAGAGCAAUGGUCAAGAUCUAAGAAAAUAAUCUUCAAGGCUACCGAGAGAUUAAAAGCUGUUGAGACUGAGACUGGUUGUAGCUAAAAUUUCAUCAAAACAGUUGACUGUCGUGCAUGUUUUGAUGGAAAAUGUCUGUCGUUUGUUGUCACUUGUAUGGAGAAGUCACUGGACACAAGCCUGUGGGUUGGAUGUCGUACAUGUACAUAAUGUACACAUAGAUGGUCAAGUUUCCAUGAGUUCUAUUUUGUUUUUUUAUGCAAUAUGUAUUAGUCUAUUUUGUUUAGAACUUUUAUUGAACUGGUAAUUAACAAACAUAGUUAAUGAGCAAAGUGAGGAUGAGGGAUGAUGAUGGUAAAGAAAGUGACAGCACAAAACAUUUGUUUUUUUUUUGUUUUUUGUAGCUUCUAAAAUUGUGUCUGCACUUAUUGUCAGCAUUUAUUUUAAGUUAUGGAUUAAAAACGGGGAGUGUCGAGGGAAGAGGAACAAAACACAUUCCCAUUCCCCAAGGAAACAUUAUGGAUGGGAAUUUUUCAGAUAUUGUCUGGUUUACAGCUCUCUUCGACAUUGAACUCCCUUUCAUUUUUUGAGAUCUGCCUUUGUGUGUUUUCCUCAUCAAAUCCCUAACAUCCUAGCUGUAAAUAUGACAAUAAACUUUUUUU
Toxotes jaculatrix (banded archerfish) is the source of this 2549-nucleotide messenger RNA. It is a transcript of the gene ublcp1, whose product is annotated as ubiquitin-like domain containing CTD phosphatase 1. The transcript has 12 exons. Gene Ontology annotation, cellular component: nucleus. Bases 345 to 1301 code for a protein of 318 amino acids. Gene Ontology annotation, molecular function: protein binding; protein serine/threonine phosphatase activity. The record is from RefSeq and is a predicted model, not a curated record. NCBI's taxonomy places the organism in Eukaryota, Metazoa, Chordata, Actinopteri, Toxotidae. Gene Ontology annotation, biological process: protein dephosphorylation.